Molecule: messenger RNA, 508 nt
Organism: Hibiscus syriacus
Lineage: Eukaryota; Viridiplantae; Streptophyta; Magnoliopsida; Malvales; Malvaceae
Product: signal recognition particle 9 kDa protein
Exons: 4
Coding region: 115-426 (103 amino acids)
Biological process (GO): negative regulation of translational elongation; SRP-dependent cotranslational protein targeting to membrane
Cellular component (GO): signal recognition particle, endoplasmic reticulum targeting
Molecular function (GO): 7S RNA binding
Source: RefSeq, a predicted model, not a curated record
UGCGCGCGCUAAAAAGGGGAAAGUCAUUAAAAGGAACAUUUUUUUUAGUGUGAGGACAAUCCGAUUGCAGAUUCCCAUUGAAAUUCGUUAGGUUCUUCUUCGAUUGACGACGCGAUGGUUUAUAUAACAUCAUGGGACGAGUUUGUCGAGAGAACUGUGCAGUUGUUCCGUGCCGAUCCAGAAUCUACGCGGUAUUGCAUGAAGUACCGGCAUUGUGAUGGCAAAUUGGUUUUGAAGGUAACUGACAACAAAGAGUGCCUCAAGUUCAAGACUGAUCAAGCGCAGGACGCGAAGAAGAUGGAGAAGCUGAACAACAUAUUCUUCACUUUGAUGGCUCGGGGACCUGAUGUGGACAUAUCAGAAAUUUCAGGGAAAGAGCAGAUAGAAGCACAGCCAGCGAAGAAAGGAAGGGGAAGGAAACAAUAAUAGCUUGAUGUGGAAGUAGAGGUAUAAUAACAUUAAGUGGUUUUGAGAAAACGUGAUGGGGACUGGAUGAAUUUUUAGAGUA